AUGGGUAUUAAACAGCUCUACCAGGUUAUCUCUGAAAAUGCGCCCGAUGCUGUCAAGACGGGCGAGAUCAAGAACCACUUCGGUCGCAAGGUGGCCAUUGAUGCUGAUGAAGCUAAUCCAAGCAGGUCCAUGAGUAUCUACAGUUUCCUCAUUGCCGUGCGAUCCGAGGGUCAGCAGCUGAUGAGCGAGACGGGCGAGACGACAUCGCAUCUGAUGGGCAUGUUUUAUCGGACGCUACGGAUGGUCGACAACGGGAUCAAGCCGCUUUACGUAUUUGACGGGGCGCCGCCCAAGUUAAAGUCGGGCGAGUUGGCGAAGCGGGUAGCACGCAAGGCGGAAGCCACAGAGGCCCAUGAGGAGGCCAAGGAGACAGGCACGGCGGAGGACGUCGAGAAGUUCUCGCGGCGGACCGUUCGAGUGACCCGGGAGCACAACGCGGAAUGCAAGAAGCUGCUGAAGCUCAUGGGGAUCCCAUACAUCGAUGCGCCCACGGAGGCCGAAGCGCAGUGUGCCGCACUGGCCCGGGCAGGGAAGGUCUACGCGGCGGCGUCGGAAGACAUGGACACGCUGUGUUUCGACUCGCCGAUCCUUCUGCGACACUUGACCUUUAGCGAGCAGCGGAAAGAGCCUAUCCAGGAGAUUCACUUAGAUCGUGCUCUUGAAGGGCUCGGCAUGGACCGCAAUCAGUUCAUUGACUUGUGCAUUCUACUCGGGUGCGACUAUCUAGAGCCCAUCCCGAAAGUGGGCCCGAACACAGCUCUCAAGAUGAUCCGGGACUGCGGCAGCCUAGAGAAGGUGAUCGAGUCGAUCGAGCAGGAUCCAAAGAAGAAAUACGUGAUCCCGGAAGACUGGCCGUACCAGGACGCGCGCGAGCUGUUCCUGCACCCCGACGUACGCGAGGCCAGCGAUCCCGCGUGCGAUUUCAAGUGGGAGGCGCCGGACAUCGAGGGGUUGAUCACCUUCCUGGUCAAGGAUAAGGGGUUCAACGAAGACCGCGUGCGCAACGGCGCGGCUCGGCUGGAGAAGAACCUCAAGACGGCGCAGCAGUCGCGACUGGAAGGGUUCUUCAAGCCGGUGGCCAAGACAGACGCCGAAAAGGCAACGCAGAAGCGGAAGCACGAGGAGAAGCUGCAGGAGCAGAAGAAGCGCAAGAAGGAGGAGGCCAAGGCGAAAAAGGAGGCCAAAUCGAAGCCUCGGGGCGCUGUCUAG
This is a messenger RNA of Penicilliopsis zonata CBS 506.65, 1209 nucleotides long. RefSeq lists its product as hypothetical. Bases 1 to 1209 code for a protein of 402 amino acids. The transcript is spliced from 5 exons. Gene Ontology annotation, molecular function: DNA binding; 5'-3' exonuclease activity; 5'-flap endonuclease activity. The record is from RefSeq and is a predicted model, not a curated record. Gene Ontology annotation, cellular component: cytoplasm; nucleus. NCBI's taxonomy places the organism in Eukaryota, Fungi, Ascomycota, Eurotiomycetes, Eurotiales, Aspergillaceae.